GUUUAAACACAGCUAUCACCUGUCCGAUAUAAGUCACCAUUAAUUCAACCAGAGGGAACACGGAGUGGUGAUCAAUAUGUCAGAAAAUGAACAGUUAGUGAAAGGUGACCCUGUGAUUUACCAAGGCAAUCAACCCCCGUCGGUCUUCCCGAUUACUACACAGCCCCCGCCAGCAUUUCCAGUCAUUACACAGCCACCGCCGCCUGCUUAUGACUCUUACCAACAGGAACAACAUCUGGAACAGUUCCCGGUUUUCGCACAAGAAACUGCAUACAAGUUAUAUCCUGUUGAGAAACCACCAAGAGACUAUCUGAUCUUUUCCAUUGUGACACUCAUAUUUUUUUCUCGGAUUAUUGGAAUAGUUGCUUUAAUUAAAUCAAUGGAAGUGCGAAAUGCAAUAUCGCUGGGUCAGAGAGACCGCGCCAAUAGAUCGUCUACAUCCGCAUUGAGGUUAAAUAUAGCCGGCGUCAUAAUUGGAACAUUUGCCAUGAUUAUAUUGAUUAUAUUAUUCGUUGUGCAUUAG
Molecule: messenger RNA, 523 nt
Organism: Saccoglossus kowalevskii
Lineage: Eukaryota; Metazoa; Hemichordata; Enteropneusta; Harrimaniidae
Product: formin-like protein 14-like
Source: RefSeq, a predicted model, not a curated record